AUGGAGAAGACACGGAGCGUUGACCUGCAGACGGACACUUCAGAAGGAAGCCUGAAGGAGCUGGUGAAAAGCUGGUUCAGAGACACUCAGGCAUCACUCAUCAUGCCCCAUGGCAACUGUCCUAGCUGGUUUCAAGGCUUCACGUCUAGAAAGGAUGCGGAAGAUCUGUUGAGAGAUAAGACUCUGGGCUCUUUUCUCAUUCGCCUCAGUGAUAAAACCAUUGGCUACAUCCUCUCUUACAAGGGAAACGACAGAUGCCGCCAUUUUGUUAUCAACCAAAACCAAGGUGGACUCUUCGUCAUUUCAGGAGACUGCCAGACUCACCGCAGUCUUGCUGACUUGAUAGAGCACCACAAACUCAGCCCUAUCCAGCCCUUUGGAGAAUGCCUUACUUCUUGCUGUGAUGACACAAACACAGGUGAGCUGUAUGAUGUAGUGAACUAUGGAGCCAGAGAGAAGUCUGGGGUGAGUGUCCAGGCCCUGCUGACUUUAUGGGACAAGAGGAGCAACUGUAACAGUCACCAAAGGAGUGACUGUGGGAAUAAGCAAAGGAUUCAGGAGCAAAAUGAGUGUCCGGUUGCUCAGCCCCCUGCACUGCCGCCUAAAUCUAAAGCCAAAAAGCUGACAGGAACUGUGUCUGUGGGCACAAUACCGCUCUUGCAGGUCACACCUCAAGUACCAAAAAGAGGAAUUCCGCUGAGCCACUCUCUGAGUGGAUCUCUGCCUGACAAGACGUCACACUCCAGUGAAACCCAGUAUGCCCAUAUCAACCUGAACCAAGCAGACAGAGUGAGUGGGAAUACAAACCCAGUGCAAACAGAUGGCAAGGUUAAUUCGGACAGAGGGGAAGACUUAUCUUUUAACACCACUGACACAAGCUAUCCUGGGGACCUAAAUUACAGCACUGCACCAGGCACCACAUACUCUGAGCUGUCACCGGUUGAAAACAGAAGCAAGUCUCUACCUCGGCUGCAUAAAAGUAUGGAGGACGAGUACUCCAAUAAGCUCAGCAGCCCCUCUUUUACUGCAUCAGUGUCGCAAUCACCCACUCCACUCAAGAGGGUCACCUGCCACACUUACUCACUCGAUGACCCCAAGAACAGUAUGAGACAUGGCCAGGUCCUGCCAGAACACCCAAGUGACACACUGGAGCAAUUGAAGUCCAACCCGCUCUACCAGAGCUCUGACAAGCCCAGGGCGCAGCAGGGAGAUGGCAUGUAUGCUGAGGUUUCCCAGGGACCGACGGCUCUAAGUCACCGGCGCCCCGAUGACACCUAUGAGCAAAUUCCUGAGGGCACAACCAUCCAGAGCAACACCUAUGAGACGCUGGAUGACAUGAAGACCAAGAAGUCAAAAUCCACAUGGGGGAAAAAUAAUAUCAACUGGAGGUGGUUCCUUCCUGAGUACAAGAAGAAAUAAAAGCAAUGUCUGGCAGGCUAAUUUUGUAUUCAGAUACAGAAUCUACUCUUUGAUAUUUGUUUAUUGCAUAUUUACAGGUAGACUAUGGAGUUUGAAAUGGGAGGGCACACCACUUUAUUUACUAAUGUAAUGGAAGAGUUUAAGGGAGAAUAAAACCCCUCAGGUUCAUAGUUUGAGCUCUGGAUGCCAAGGCUGAUAACCCAUGGCAUUAAUAUAACACUUUUAAAUGUCUUUUAAACUUAAUAUUUUGAUAUCACAUGUCCGCAAAAACAUAAAAAUGGAGUGAAUGGAGCUCUUAGUGAAAUCCUUCUCUUAUUUUUGGUUGUGAUGGGGUAAAAGAAUUGUGCUAAACAUGAGGCAUGUAUAAGUUAAAUUUGUCAACACUUAAUUGGCAUUCAUCUUUUUUUUUUUUACCCUAUCGCAACUAAAUGGUGUACCCUCCCAACUA
This is a messenger RNA of Myripristis murdjan (pinecone soldierfish), 1867 nucleotides long. Its product is annotated as SH2 domain-containing protein 7-like. Gene Ontology annotation, cellular component: cytoplasm. The coding region runs from base 1 to 1419 and encodes 472 amino acids. The transcript has 6 exons. NCBI's taxonomy places the organism in Eukaryota, Metazoa, Chordata, Actinopteri, Holocentriformes, Holocentridae. The record is from RefSeq and is a predicted model, not a curated record.